UGCUCCUUCCUAUACAGACAGUCAGCCAAUCCGGAGACAGAGUGGGAAGUGGGCAGGGACUUGUAGAGCGAUCCGGUGCCAGCCUUCUCAGUACGGUUUCCGGGAAUAUAGCGCCAGAAGCCACGGACAGAGAGCGGCAGGUGAUUCAGACUUCAUUAUAAUGUUACCUUUGCCAUGUAUAGUUAGAAGAAUUUGGACAGUUUUCCUGAUUUUCCAGUUCCAGAUAUUUUGUAUUAGUGGUGAUUGUGGUCCGCCUCCAGUUAUAGAGCACACACUGCCCGUUAAAGAGACCUCUGGAGCCGCAGGUGAUACAGUCAUAUAUGAGUGUGAUCAUGACUCUGGAUAUUAUGAGCUUCCAGGCAAAAGCAGAACCACUACCUGCCAAGAUGACAACACAUGGACAUCGGUCUCUGAGUUAUGUGCAAGAGCUUGUGGUGAUCCUGAAAGACUAGCUUAUGCAGUGCCUAAAGACAGUGAUCUUAAAGAUAUCUAUCUUCCGGGUACAAAAGUAAGCUUUGACUGCAGACUGGGUUUCUCACGUGUGCCUCGCUCAAACAAUUCCAUUGUCUGCCUGGACAGUUAUACAUGGUCUGUUCCAAGUGAAUUUUGCACACGCAGAAGUUGUGUGAAUCCUGGAGAAAUAGCUAAUGGAGAAUUUGAAGCAACCAAUAAUUUCUUAUUUGGUUCCAGACUAACCUAUACAUGUAAUCCAGGCUAUCGCAUAUUAAGUAGGAGAAAUUAUCGAGAUUGCCAAGCAGAUGGAACAUGGACUAAUACAGUCCCUACAUGUGAAGCUGUCAUCUGCCCUGCACCAGAUCCCCCUGUUAAUGGAAUGUUUAGUCCAGAGAAGGAUGAAUACGCUUACCAAGAUGCUGUGAACUUUAUUUGUAAUAAAAAUUUACAUAUUAUUGGUGAAGAUUUUGCAUCAUGCACUAGUGACGGAACAUGGAGCACUACCACCCCAACUUGCAAAGCCAUUAGUUGUGAAGAUCCUGGACCAGUGCAAAAUGGAAAGAAGGCAUCUGGGUUUGUUGGACCGUACACAUGGAAAUCUUCAGUGAGUUACCAGUGUGACCCAACUUUUGUCAUGAAUGGUUCUAGUUCAGUCACCUGCACCGUCGACAGUCGGUGGGAUCCUGAUAUCCCAGAAUGUCUGAGUGUCUGUGAUCCUCCCCCCAAUAAUUACGAUUAUGCAGUACUUAAAGAACAACACAUUGCCGGUCGCAAUUACUUUGACAAAACCACUGUUGAAUACAAGUGCAGAACAGGAUAUGAAAUAGAUCCUAACAAAAAUAAUAUUAUUACAUGCAUGGGAAGAAGUUGGUCUGCGCUUGCUACGUUUUGUUCACCCGUCUCUUGUGGUGAUCCUGGGAAUGUAGCGAAUGCAGAAAAGUUGGCUCCAAAAUUCACUUUUGGAUCCAGAGUGGAGUAUAAAUGUCACGAAAGAUAUAAAAUAACAUCACCGAGCAAUUAUAAAGAAUGUCAAGCAGAUCGGAAUUGGAGCCCCGGUGAAAUAAUCUGUACAGUUACCUGCAAAUUUCCAAGUGUUGCUUCUUUAAACCUGAAACCAGUCAGCAAAAGUGUGUAUGUACACAAUGACGUUGUGACACUUGAAUGCAUUGAAGGCUUUGUUUUGAACGGAUCAAGAUCAGUCGCAUGCAACAGUGAAGGGCUGUGGGAACCUUCUUUACCAAAAUGUAAAGAGUUGCCCCAAAAGGACAACCAUAUUGGUGUUAUUGUAGGAAGUAUUAUUGGUUGCCUGGCUAUACUGGUCAUAGUUUGCUGCUUGUGUUGGUGUUGUAAAAAGAAAAAAUCAGGCAUUGUUUCUUCUUUAUCCAGUGAAUAUUAUUGUGAAUACAAAAAUGACAAGUUCAUUGUUAAUCCGGAAGGUCAUGAAUCAAACAAUAUAAACAGGAAACCCAAAUCGGAUACUCCUGACGUUCAGUACGUUGCAUGUAAUGAUGCAUAAAUACAUCUGCGGAACAUCUGUGAAUCUUUCUGUAAAUUUAGGACUUUUUGAGCACUGGAUCUUUGUAAAGCUUUAUAAUUAUCGGCCCUCUGAAGAGUAGGUCAAAUUGUUAUAUUCAAUAAUAUUAUUUCUUGAGGUUGCUUUAAGCUGCCUCACAUGUUGAUCAAAUAUAGCUGUGCCACACAUGUGCCUAUGUAUUCUUUCCCUGAUCUGAGAGUAGGUUUAUGCAAAAUAGAAUUAGAAAUUAUUCUAAAAUGUGAGUUGCCAAUGUAUUGUAAAGUUUUUCUUUUUUUUUUUCUUUUGUUAUUUGAAGCAUAGUUUUGAGCAUAUUUAUUUAAGGAUGCAGUCCAAUACAGUAUACACAGAAUACAUGUAAAAGGAAGUAGCAUUAACACGUCAUUAAAAAAGUCUGGAAUUGUUCAGCAUAUUGUUACAUAAUUUAGUCUUUUACACUAAGACACCCAUUAUACACAUGUAAAGGGGGCAAUACAAGUGUUAUGUUUUAAAUUACACCUACAAGAGCACUGUGUGAAUAUGACCUUGUGCUACAGAGAAUUAUAUAAAUUACACAGCCAUCGGAAAUGCUUAAAAGUAAUUACAUUUAUAAAGAAAACAAUUGUUCAAAGCGCUGACUACGAGUGCUGAGAAAAUAUACUGGGGAAAUUGUUACUUUGCCUACUACAGGCUUGAAGGAUUCUUACUUUGUUUCAUGUUGCACGGAUGUAAAAAUGUAUAUCCUGAUACAUCUCCUGAUUAUCUUUACGUUGGAAAAUUAAUAAAGGGGUAACUAAAUAUUUUAAUUAGCACAAAUUGUUCCAAAUCGAUCUAAAUGGCUUACCUGGCACAAUAUAUGUAGGCAUUUUUCGCUUUAAAAACAUAUACAUUUAAAGCAUAUGCUCUGGUAAAUUUCAGCUAUUGAGUACAUAAAAUUACAAUUCAUUUACACUUUUGUUGACAUUUCUAUUUGGAAAUGAAUUGGCAAUUUUCAUAUUUCAACAUGCUACAUAUCGAAAUAAAGUGUGUAUAUAUACUUAUGUAAGAAAUUGAGGUAAAACCAUUUAAAUGGUUCGUCACCAUCUGCUCAAUGAAAAAAUGGAAUUAAUACAGAUCCGAAAUAUAUGUGUGCAUGAGCCCUUAGAAAGGAUUGACAGCUAAAAUAUAACAAAACUCACAAUGCUAUGCCUUUUUAAGUAUGAUGCUGCAGGCUGAUCAGAUUCAAGUUUUAUAUAUACCGUAUUUAUCGGCGUAUAACACGCACUUUUUAGGCUAAA
Molecule: messenger RNA, 3240 nt
Organism: Hyla sarda
Lineage: Eukaryota; Metazoa; Chordata; Amphibia; Anura; Hylidae
Product: CUB and sushi domain-containing protein 3-like
Exons: 16
Coding region: 161-1969 (602 amino acids)
Source: RefSeq, a predicted model, not a curated record